AUGGUGUUCAGCAGCGCGGCUAUGAUGGCGGUGGCUGACGUUUCCGCCGACACGUGGCAGAGAAUGAGGAGGGUUCCGUCGUCGGAGAUGUUGAAUACCAAUCAGCUUCUUGAGGUGGCUUGUUGCUUCCCUCUUGGUCAUCUCGUUCUCUGUCUAUGGGACUUUCUCUGCUCCCCGAUACCUGAUUCUUACGACGACACUUUAUCUUCUUCUUCUUCUGAUGAUGAUGCUGACUACGAAGAUAUGCUUGCUUUUGAUCAUAACAGUUAUGCUGCUGAUCAUCAUCAUAUGUCGUCUUCAUCGUCUACCUUGGAUUUGGAUGAUUAUUACUAUUACUCGCACUCAGAUUAAUUAAAGUAGCUGACCUCUGCUU
Messenger RNA from Eutrema salsugineum, 373 nucleotides. RefSeq lists its product as uncharacterized. The record is from RefSeq and is a predicted model, not a curated record. NCBI's taxonomy places the organism in Eukaryota, Viridiplantae, Streptophyta, Magnoliopsida, Brassicales, Brassicaceae. The transcript has a single exon. Bases 1 to 351 code for a protein of 116 amino acids.